Messenger RNA from Alternaria alternata, 1707 nucleotides. Its product is annotated as MFS general substrate transporter. The transcript has 2 exons. Gene Ontology annotation, biological process: transmembrane transport. Gene Ontology annotation, molecular function: transmembrane transporter activity. Gene Ontology annotation, cellular component: fungal-type vacuole membrane. Bases 312 to 1667 code for a protein of 451 amino acids. The record is from RefSeq and is a predicted model, not a curated record. NCBI's taxonomy places the organism in Eukaryota, Fungi, Ascomycota, Dothideomycetes, Pleosporales, Pleosporaceae.
AGUCCGUACUUGUUGCCCUUUUUCUUGUUGUGGAAGGGGCGCACGUUGUAGGUGUACCACGUUACUGGCUCGGUGUGUCGGCCUCAUACCAAGGCGAGGCCGAGACCGAGCAGCCCUACGUGCAAGCUUACCCAGAUUGGGACCAUCUCUGCGUUCCACGGAGUCCAAAGUAAGUAGCAAGAGUUGCUACCUAUCUUACAGCCAAUCUCUUGAAUCCACUACUUAAUCAUGUCCAAGCCCAAUUUUCCAAGACUUGUGUCACCAACUCCCCUUACUUUCUAGCCUCCGAUCCACCGCCAUCUUGUCUCACCAUGUCACAAACGACAAGCUCAGUGGCCUCGAUUCACGAGGAGAAAGCACGACUGCCUCAUACCGACGUCGAACAGCCCCCAGUAUCACUUGACGAAAAGCAACCAGACACGACCGAGCCUCCAGCGGUCGUGAGUCCAUUCCAUCCAAGUCAGUUUCCUGAUGGCGGAAGGGAUGCAUACCUGUGUCUCCUCGGAGGCUUCUGCUGUCUGUUCUGCUCAUUCGGAUGGCUGAACGCCGUCGGAGUGUUCCAGAGCUACUACCAGCGGAACCAACUCAGUGACUACUCGCCUUCUACCAUCGCCUGGAUAGCCUCUCUCGAGAUCUUCGUCAUGUUCGCGCCUGGACCUAUCGUCGGAUUCAUCUAUGACAACUACGGCCCUAGAUACAUACUGCUAUUUGGCACCUUCUUCCAUGUCUUUGGUCUCAUGAUGACGAGCCUCUGCACCGAGUACUGGCAGUUUGUUCUCGCACAAGGAAUCUGUAGCCCCCUGGGCUUGAACUGCAUCUUCCAGGCGGGAACUAGCACCAUCCCUACUUGGUUUCUCAAGAAGAGAGGGCUGGCGUACGGAGUCAUGGCUGCUGGCAGUGGACUAGGCGGCAUCAUCUUCCCCAUUAUGGCAACGCAUCUCAUCCCCCAAAUUGGCUAUGGCUGGACGAUGAGAACAUUAGCGUUCCUGAUUCUCGGUAUGAUGGGUAUCGCAUUCGUCACUGUCAAGUCUCGUCUACCGCCGAGGCCUAGAAAAUUGGAACUCUGGGUCUUUCUGGAGCCCUUCAAGGACACUCGCUUCAUCUUAUUGACCAUUGCGUCAUUCAUGUUCUUCAUGGGGAUGUUUAUCCCCAUCAACUUUAUUGAGGUUGAAGCCAUGUCGGAUGGAAUGUCAACUCGCUUAGCUGGAUAUCUCCUGGCUGUUCUCAACGCCGCAAGCAUCUUCGGCCGUAUCAUCCCCGGUGCUCUCGCAGACAAGGUCGGCAAAUUCAACAUGCAAUCAUUGUGGUGUCUGGUAGCUGGCAUCCUCGUCCUCGCAUUGGCUCUCCCCGCAUCUAGCAAUGCGGCAUACAUCACGUUCGCUGCUCUCUACGGUUUCGCUUCGGGUGCUUUCGUCUCACUGUUGCCGGCCCAGAUAGCACACAUCUCCAAGGUCGAUCAGAUUGGAAUACGCGUUGGUGUUGUAUUUGCAUGCAUAUCGUUUGCGGGCUUGGCCGGUAAUCCGAUUGCGGGAGCUAUUGUCGAUCAAAAUAACGGAAAGUACUGGGGGCUGAACGUCUUUUCAGGUGUCAUGCUCAUGGCAGGGUCGGGUAUGUAUGUAGUAACGAGGAUGUACAUUGCGGAUUGGAAAGUCUUUGCGCUAGUUUAGUAGUCUGUCGAGCUAGGAACAUACCAUGUAAAUCUACGUG